AUGACUUCCACAAGACUUCAAUAUGUCCGUGUUAUCAAGACCCCAGGCGGCAACCUUCGAUACCUUCACAUCAAGAAGAAGGCCUCUGCUCCCAAAUGUGGUGACUGUGGAAUCAAACUCCCAGCCGGCAUCUUUUACAACAAUAUUUUGCAAGGAUCCCAACUGACCUUCUGCUUUGAUAUAUUAUUAAAGAUUCCUGCUCUUCGCCCACGUGAAUACUCCCAGAUCUCCCGCCCAAAGAAGAACGUCACCCGUGCCUACGGCGGCUCCCGCUGUGGAAACUGUGUCAAGGACCGCAUUGUCCGCGCUUUCUUGAUUGAGGAGCAGAAGAUCGUCAAGAAAGUCCUCAAGGAAUCACAGGAGAAGGCCGCAACCUCGUCCAAGAAGCGAUAG
This is a messenger RNA of Trichophyton benhamiae CBS 112371, 393 nucleotides long. RefSeq lists its product as uncharacterized. Gene Ontology annotation, cellular component: ribosome; cytosolic large ribosomal subunit. Gene Ontology annotation, molecular function: structural constituent of ribosome. NCBI's taxonomy places the organism in Eukaryota, Fungi, Ascomycota, Eurotiomycetes, Onygenales, Arthrodermataceae. Gene Ontology annotation, biological process: translation; ribosome biogenesis. The record is from RefSeq and is a predicted model, not a curated record. The coding region runs from base 1 to 393 and encodes 130 amino acids. The transcript is spliced from 3 exons.